UAUUAUUAUGUACAAACACUAUUACACUAUUUCGUCGGUUGCCCUUUUGAUCACAAUUAUAGACACAUGGAUUUAUAUCUAGCAACCAACCAAGAGGCAUGGAAAAUUAAAGAACUAACCUCAUUUGAUAUAUACAUAUAGAAUCCAUCGAAAGCCUGCUCAUCAACCAGGCGUCAAUCCCAAGUACUUCUCCCUCGAUCGAUCUCCAUAUAUAAUCUCCAUUUAUUACACGCACACUCACUCACACACUCACUCCUUCCUUCUUAAUCGCUAACAACUAGCUAUUUCAGGUAUGUAUAUGCGCACAUCUCUCACUGUCUUUAUCAGUAUUUUCCCAUUUUUCAGUAAAUCUUGAUCACUUGUUCAUGAUGAUCAUCAGGGUUGAUCUUGAGUUUUGCUUUUUAAUUGCAAAUCUUGGUCUAUUUGUUUCUAAUUUUCCAUUUCUUGAAAUUCUGGCAUAUUUAUAUAUAGAUUCAAGCAGGGAGAGUAUAUACCUGCUAUAGUUCUUGAACAUGCCUUGCAGAACUCCGACAAGAAAGGAGAAAGAACUGAUUGGUGUAGAAGAUGAUCAGAAUGAUAAUAAUCCACAGGUGAUGGCUUCUUGUUUGGACAAAGUAGCAGCCUUGAAAAAGAAGCAGCAUGACCAGCAGCAGAAAAUGGGUUUUCAUCAUCAUCAGUUAACAGAUGACAGCAGGUCUCAAACCCUCUCCAUGUUUAGGAAAUAUCUUUGCUCCAAAACUCAAAACUCUAUCGUUGGAAAAACCAUUAUGGAAGAAUCAGAAGUCAUCAAGAAGAAGCAUGCAGCUACAGGUCGCCCUCUACCGCCUCCUAAAUCCGGUGGCCAUAUGCCUCGCCAAGCUUCUCUCCUUGAACAGAAGUUGCUUCCUGGAAUUAGGAAUGAAGGGAUGCAGUCUGAAUGCGAUGGAAAGUCUUCAGCAGCACAACUCACAAUAUUCUACGCAGGGGCUAUCAAUGUGUAUGACAAUGUUCCUGCUGACAAGGCACAAGCCAUUAUGCUGCUUGCUGGUGAAAGCUCUAUGUCAAAACCUGUUGCUGUAGAACUACCAAGAAUAGAAACCAAGAAAUCACCUCUUCAUUGUUCGAAUUUAACAUCAGUCAGCAAGUUACAACCAGGUAGGGAUAUAUAA
This is a messenger RNA of Hevea brasiliensis (rubber tree), 1148 nucleotides long. RefSeq lists its product as uncharacterized. Gene Ontology annotation, cellular component: nucleus. The record is from RefSeq and is a predicted model, not a curated record. Bases 513 to 1148 code for a protein of 211 amino acids. The transcript has 3 exons. Gene Ontology annotation, biological process: response to wounding; regulation of jasmonic acid mediated signaling pathway; regulation of defense response. Lineage: Eukaryota; Viridiplantae; Streptophyta; Magnoliopsida; Malpighiales; Euphorbiaceae.